This is a messenger RNA of Talaromyces stipitatus ATCC 10500, 999 nucleotides long. RefSeq names its product DUF1275 domain protein. Bases 1 to 999 code for a protein of 332 amino acids. NCBI's taxonomy places the organism in Eukaryota, Fungi, Ascomycota, Eurotiomycetes, Eurotiales, Trichocomaceae. The transcript has 3 exons. The record is from RefSeq and is a predicted model, not a curated record.
AUGGCACAACCUGGCGCCUUCGAUCAGAAAUUGGAAAGUAGAACAGCACCCGGGAAUCACAACAAUGCGACACCUGCACCGGUAACACCAUUGGAAAAUGCCAGGAACCAAGGGGAAGAUCUAGAAGCAAGCCUCCCAACCGCCAACAACCCGAACGGAAACCUCUCCAAAGAAGAUGACGACCAGAUUCUCCAACAAAAGUCCGCGCGACGAGGACGCUGGGGUGAAAUCGUCAGCACAAAUCAUGCAGACCUGAUAUUCAUCCUCUGCUCGUUGACGACUGGAUUAUGUGACGGUGUCGUUUAUGCGUCCUUUGGUUGUUUCAUCAGUAUGCAAACAGGAAAUACAAUUUUCGUGGGGUUGGGUGCCUCGGGUAUACCGACAAAUAAACCGUACGGAUGGCUCAAAUCAUUGAUCUCAAUCACGGGAUUUUUCACUGGAUCGUUCGUAUUCGCAAAGAUAAUGCGUGCAGUCGGGAACCGGAAGAGGGGCGCAUUGACAAUCUGUUUCGCUGCCCAGGCUAUCUUCAUAUUUAUUGCUGCAGCAGUUAUCGAAGAUAAUCAACCUACUAGCGGCUCACUAUUUUUGGAAUUGAUUCCCAUCGCGCUCCUGGCGUUUCAAUUUGGUGGACAGAUUACGGCUAGUCGUGGAAUGGGAUUCAACGAGUUACCAACUGUGGUGUUGACUUCGGUGUAUUUCGAUAUCGCAUCUGACCCGAAACUUACGGAUGGUGUUACGAAGAAUGUGAAACGGAAUAGACGCAUUGGGUCAGCUGUCGCUAUCCUUGUGGGUGCCAUCGCUGCAGGUUGGCUAUGUCGCAGUGAUGCUGAGAUGCAGAGCGCCUUGUGGAUUUCGGGAUUUUUGAAAGUAUGCAUUGCUGUUGGAUGGACUGUGUGGCCCGUGGCUGAGAAAACCUAUCAGACGAAUGAGAACGAGAAUGACGUGCCGCGGCCAGACGAUGGCGAGAACUGGGGCAGCCCUGGAUUACUGCUUAAAUAG